Salvia splendens (bonfire salvia) is the source of this 1625-nucleotide messenger RNA. Its product is annotated as acyl-CoA-binding domain-containing protein 3. Gene Ontology annotation, molecular function: fatty-acyl-CoA binding. Gene Ontology annotation, biological process: fatty acid metabolic process. The coding region runs from base 270 to 1325 and encodes 351 amino acids. The transcript has 6 exons. The record is from RefSeq and is a predicted model, not a curated record. Lineage: Eukaryota; Viridiplantae; Streptophyta; Magnoliopsida; Lamiales; Lamiaceae.
AAAGCAAGAAAGAAGCAAAGAAUAUGCUUUACUUUGCUCUGCUCUGCUAACAUAACAUCCUUCCUUGAAAUUAUUUAAUGCACGUAGAACAGUAAAGAUAGGAAAGUUAAAAUGCUUUAAUAGUUUCAUUGCUAUGAAUGCUUCUUGUUACAUUAGUCCAUCGUUAUCUUUAUGCCCUUUUCGUGUCAUUCUUUGAAACUUUCAGGAGUUUUUCAUGCCCAUCUUUCUCUCUCCUUUUUUCUGACAAUCAUCUUUAGAGAGAGAUAUCCAUGGAGUUUUUGCAACACCCGAUUUUUACUGCCUUUUUAGCUCUUUUGCUAUCUUAUCUUGUUGCCAAGAUUGUUUCUUUUGCUGUUUCUAGCUCAAGCCCUGAUGUUGAUUCUGUUGCUAGGGAAGGUGGGGGUGAAAAAGGUGUGAUCUUGGAGAGGGGGUUGGAGGUUAGGAGAGGGAAAGUGGCGAAAAGAGUGAAAUUUGUAGAUGAUGUUGUGAUCAGAAGGGUUGAUCGUUAUGAGGGGUCUGAAAAUCUUGAUGCUGAGGAGGUCGUUUCUGAGGUUGAAAGGGUUGAUCAAUUUGGGGGUGAUGUGGAUUUUGGGGAAAGAGAAAGUAAGGAAGAAUGUUAUGAUGAGAGAGAAUUGGGUGAUGUUGUAAUUGAAGGGAGUGAGGAAAUUGAAAUGCUGUUUGAGAAAGAGGGCUGUGGUGCUGUGCAUGUGGUGAAAAGUGUGGGUGAUGAUGAUAUGGUAGUUGAUGAGAGAGAAGGGAAUGAGGAGAUUAAUGAGAGAGAAGGGAAUGAGGAGAUUAAUAAGAGAGAAGGGAAUGAGGAGAUUGAGGAGAGAGGAGGGAAUGAGGAGAUUGAUGAGAGAGAAGGGAAUGGAGGGAGUGAGGAGAAGAAGGUGAGGGAUGAGAGUGAUGAUGAUUGGGAGGGAGUGGAGAGGAGUGAGCUGGAGAGAGGCUUUGCAGAAGCUGUUAACUAUGUGGAGUGUGGAGGGAAGGGGAGAGAGGAGGAUCGGCUGGCGAGAUUGGGGAGUGAUGUUCAGAUGCAGCUCUAUGGGCUGCAUAAGGUUGCCCUCGAGGGGCCUUGCCUCGAGUCUCAGCCCAUGGCGCUUAUGGUCUCUGCUCGUACGAAAUGGAAUGCGUGGCAAGGACUAGGAAGCAUGAGCCGGGAGCUGGCUAUGGAGCAGUAUAUUAAAGUCUUAUCGGAAAAUAUACCUGAAUGGAUGCACGAGCAUACCACUGAUGACACCAUUCAGAGAAAGACAGAUCCAAACGAUGAAAUAUCCAUUGCUGAGCACAUCAAGUUGGGUACCAGAAACGAGCACCACUCCUGAUGGUGAUUCGAGCUCUGCGGAUAAGGUUGAAGCUGUAUAGCAGGGUAAAGAUAUACUCGUGUAUCACCUCUUUUACCAGUUACCUCUUCGGGUAAAUCUUUCGUGGGUGAAGGACUCAAGAUUUACUGUUGGAGCCAAGUUAAAUGGGUUAAUUGGUGUCCAUUUCAUUGAAUGCUACUAAUUGUUAUUAUGUGAGGGUUUGUGGUGUAUGUAUAAAUGAUCAAAACUAUGCAUAUUUAUACUUGUAUUUGAUGUUACUCUCCAUGGAUGAUUGUAUAGUAUGUUAAUGUUGUUAUGCUA